AUGCUCCCCGGGCGAGCCACGUUCAAGAUAACGCUGGUGAAACGCAUCAACAGUGCAUCGGAAGCCAUCGAUUUCCUCCUAGCUGUCGAGGAGAACGACCGCUGGAGUAACAAACGUAUAGUACUGGAUUGUAACGCUAAAAACACGAAGAGUGUUCUGGUGGAACACGUUAGGAAGGUUGAGCUGGGAAGGCGGACUUAUCACUACUUACUUACUGGUCUGGUUAUGGACGAUCAAUGGGAGAACGAGGUUACCGAAUACGGAGCGGUGAAUAUCACUGGCUUCCGCAUCGUGGAUCACUCGCGGAGGGUCGUACGGGAGUUUAUUGAGGGUCUACGGAGGAUGGACCCGCGAUUCAAGGGAACUAUAUCUGCUCAAACAGCCCUGAUGUACGACGGAGUGCAGGUGUUAAUGGAUGCCUUAGGAAGACUGUGGAGAAAGAAACCAGAUUCGUUCAGAGCCGCCCUGCGCAGGGCAGCAACUUUAGCCAACACAACUAAAGUGAUAGAUUGUAAUCCUGGGAAGGGCUGGGUUGUGCCCUUCGAACAUGGAGACAAAAUCUCUCGACUUAUUAAGAAGACGGAUAUAGAGGGACUCACUGGAAACAUUUCGUUCAACGAGGAGGGACAUCGUAACAAUUUCACCUUGCAAGUUGUUGAAAUGACUGUUCAGAGCGCUAUGGUCAAGGUUGCAACAUGGUCAGACAGAACCGGCCUCAGUCUCGCAUCUCCAAAGUUCACCCGACUCCAUACACCAACCUCCUACGAUACGAACAAGACCUUCAUCAUCACGACAAUCCUGCAAGAACCCUAUUUGAUGGUGAAACAAAAAGAAUUUGGACACAGGGAGGAGCAAUUCCACGGAUUCUCCAAGGAUCUCGCUGAUUUCAUCGCGAAACGACUAGGAAUUAAAUAUGAAAUAAAAAUUGUGCGAGACGGGCAAUUCGGCAGCGAGACGCCAAAUGGAUGGUCGGGUCUUGUAGGUGAAGUUUUAAGGAAAGAAGCAGAUCUCGCGCUUGCUCCAUUAGCUAUUACCCCCGAAAGGGAGAGAGUGGUGGAUUUCACUGAGCCAUUUUUGUCUGUCGAAAAUCCGAUUAUACAAACAAAGACGCCAAAGCAACUAUCCGAUACUUUCAGCUUUUUACGGCCUUUGUCUAAGGAAAUAUGGCUUUGCGUACUCUUCAGUUUCUUCGCGGUGAGCAUUGUACUAUUUCUAGUAUCAAGGUUCUCGCCGCACGAGUGGAAAUCUGUAUCCAUUUCUGACACACAAAUAGACCACCCCGUCAGCAGUACGAACGAGAUUAUUUUACACAAUGAAUUCAGUAUCUGGAAUUCGUUUUGGUUCUCGUUAGGAUCUUUUAUGCAGCAAGGCAGUGACGUGGUACCGAGGUCUCUAUCUGGAAGGAUCGUCGGAACGGUGUGGUGGUUCUUUGCGCUCAUUCUCGUGUGCUCUUACACAGCUAACCUGGCAGCUUACCUGAUCAUAGAACGGAUCUCGGAGCCCACCCAAUUCAUGACCUACAGCUCGAAGAUAAAUUUCGAAAGCCAGUUUCUACCUAACAACGACUUAGUAAAGGAUCCUGAGGUGGCCACCGACCCACCAUACACCAUCGACAGUCGAUAUGAAAGGUCCUGCUUGACUCCACCCAUCUGCAGAUAUAAGCAUGUAGAUUUCGGUAUUGCUCUGACGAAAGGAUCGAGUAUUAAGGAAUCACUUAACCUCGCGAUCGUCGAUCUAAAAAAUGACGCAGUCAUAACGAAACUAUGGCGCAAAUGGAUUCUUUCUAUUAACAAGCCCCAAUGUGAAAAUAACAAAGAAAAGGAAUCAGAAAUAUCCGAGAUGUCGCUAAGUCAAGUGGCUGGUAUAUUCUACGUCCUGGUGGGCGGCUUGGCCCUAGCGCUUGGCGUCGCCCUACUAGAGUUCUGCCACCACGGGCGUAACGAGGCUGUUCGAAGUAACGUCUCCCUCAGUGCUGCUCUUAAGGCCAAGGCAAAGAUGUCCCGCCCAGACAGGAAAACACCGCCGCGAUCUCGGGAACACGACCGUCUUGGGUGGAACGGGGCUGCGUUCGGUGGAUACUUCCCAGCCGGUAACCAAAUCUCCCAGGACGACGCCGUGCACGCGAGCUUCACGCAUGUCUGA
Leptosia nina is the source of this 2142-nucleotide messenger RNA. NCBI's taxonomy places the organism in Eukaryota, Metazoa, Arthropoda, Insecta, Lepidoptera, Pieridae. The record is from the annotation of a GenBank genome assembly.